GAGUUUUCCUCAUCAUUUUGACGUCAUUUUGAUGUCAUGAUUUUCUCUUCCGCCUGGGGGUGUGCAACUUGACGUCAUUGCCUCCCUUCAGCCGAGCCGAGCCGAGCUGAAUAAAUGCCUCAAUCGGCAGCGUCGACAUCGCGAAAGUAUAGCCGAGGGCCACGUAUGCGCGAUCGCGUGUGCGGCUGCGACCUGUGGCAUGUACGGCAGCGUAACUUCGACCCGAUCGACCCAUCGGCCACGCGUAGCAACGUGUUGAUGAUGCAGUAUCGACGAAAGGCACGAGCAAACGGAGCGUGAUUUGUUUGCACACAGAGAGAGAGAGAGAGAGAGAGGAGAGGGUGCCGCAACGCGGCGGUGUCCGCCGCAGUGGCCGUUACAUUUUGACUGUGCGCGACGGGUGGUCCGUCCGCGUCUGGUGAAACGCGCUAAAAAAUACAUUGCUCGAUAAAACGCUGAGACAACAAUAACCGCGCGCGCGAUGCCCGGGAUUGCGAGCGCGACCGGCCUCAUGUCCGCGCGAAUUCGACCGGUACACCGACCGAAGCCCAAGAGAAUAGAAUUGUCGGGCUGCACGAAGGCAGCACCGUUUGCUCUCCGACCGUUCGCCGGCCUCUUCAAUCCAUAUCCCUACGGCUGCUCGGUGCUGUGCAACCAUCCGGCGGAUUGCGAAGCGAAGGAGGUGGUGCGCCGCGCCAAAGAUACAUGGGCGACCGAAGGAAAAGCGCUCUUGCUGCCGGAGGAGAUGGAGAUGAUACGGACGAGUUUAAUGGCAGUCGCAGGCGGCGGGGGCGGCGGCGAGGCGGCUGGAAAUGUCGGAGGUGGCGAUGGCUGCAAUAUCGAAGCGACGGCCGUGCCCGAGGAACUCUUCCGGAAAUACACGGAGACCGACUCGCGACCUCCGACCCCGGCACCCACGCUCGCCAGUGGGCCGGCAUUGACCAAUCGCGCGGCGACUCAGGAAGAUUUACCGGCGACCUGUAAUCCGCGCGAACGCACCACCUUGGUCCUCGAUCUCCGUGCCGCGAAUUCGCAGCACCACCAAGUGGAGAGCGAGACCUUCAGCUGGCACGCGCUUACGCUCGAGCCGCCGCCGACGCCGCCCCGGAAGAGCGAGAUAUUCAUCAGCAAGCCGGUACCGCGACCGCAACAUUCGUCGGUGGUACCCGCGCCGCCCCCUCCGUCGCCUCCCUCGCCCAUCGCUGAAAGAUGCGAAACGAGCUCGUCCAGGGGGGACGAGGCGAGGGAGGAGGCCGCCGACAGCGGCAGCAGCGAGCGACCCGUAAUUAUUCGAAGACGGGGAAAGCGGUUGCGUAAAAGAAAAUGUAGGAGGGGCUCGACGUACGGCCAACAAACGGAAGUCCGCGAUCCGCUCGAGCCCACGGUGACGCAGGUCUCGCAGAUUGAAGAGGGAUCGAGACGACCGUCAGUUCAUACGACAAAUACGGCCGAAGCUGAUGGCGCGGUGUCUCUCAAAAAGGCACCCGCGCCGGCAGCGAGUUACACGAUGCCGCCGAGUUUCCUCGCAGCCGACGUUCUCAAGCAUUUGUGCCGAGAGCUGGACCGCGAUAAAGUGGAGGCGGAGUUUUCGAUCAAGAGACGGAUCGCUCUGGAGGAGGCGCUGCGGGUGAAGGGCGACGUUUCUUACUCGCGCGGAUCUCGCCUGGCCAGCGCCAAUCUGUCGGCGCAAAAUACACCCCGAGUAUUCUCCCGUCAAAUGGUGCGAUUCGAGCUACUCGACAGUCAGAGUCUUCGUGGAUUAACACCUUUGCAGUAUCUCAGCAAGCACGUGUGCGUCACGUCGGGCAGGAAGCUGAUAUUUGGCCGAAUAUUUACUAAAUUCAACGAGGAGACGCCGCAAGGAGAACGGCGCAUCUCGCCGAACUAUGUCGAAGAGGCUCUUCAGGAAGUGGUCAGGAAGGCGUUGACGGACGAGCAGCGGUCUUAUCUGAGGACCAUGAUAGGAGAGAUAACGGAGUCGUUGAACUUCAAGGAGUGGUGCGGGUUAUCCGCCGUCGUCGAGAGACUGUUGUGUCCUCUUCCGUCGAAGGAAAGCGAUCCGCCGACGUGGCUCGAGAGAGCGGACUUCGAAGCUCUGGAACGGAGACUCAAGUCAGCCGAGGUGGACUCUACGUUGGCGUUAUUGUUGAAGGAGAUUCGUGACAGAUAAAAUGACGCGUUUCUUAUGCAUGUCCUUUCUUUUCUUUAUCACAGUGAUCACUAAUUGUAUAAUGUAUCUCACGAUGUGUUUCAUAGGUAUGAUUAUUAUUUGAUUGAUGUGUGUAAGCCUAAAAUAAAAUCUCUUUACGGUUCUACAAAUGAA
This is a messenger RNA of Harpegnathos saltator (Jerdon's jumping ant), 2323 nucleotides long. RefSeq lists its product as uncharacterized. Lineage: Eukaryota; Metazoa; Arthropoda; Insecta; Hymenoptera; Formicidae. The record is from RefSeq and is a predicted model, not a curated record. The transcript is spliced from 8 exons. The coding region runs from base 482 to 2170 and encodes 562 amino acids.